Molecule: messenger RNA, 876 nt
Organism: Monoraphidium neglectum
Lineage: Eukaryota; Viridiplantae; Chlorophyta; Chlorophyceae; Sphaeropleales; Selenastraceae
Exons: 1
Source: RefSeq, a predicted model, not a curated record
GAGGCCGCCUCCGCGCACGCCGUGGCUGCGGGGCCCUCGCCCGCCCAUACCCUGUACAGCACCACCGGACCAGAGCAGGCGGCCUCGAUCCAAAUCUUCAAGCGCCUCGGGUGGCACCUGCGCGGCUGCGUCGAGCUGUGGCCGCCGUCCUCUGCAUUGGGGCAAUUUGAAAAGAAGAUUGGCUGGCCCGCCACCCAGGCUUCAUUCGACAAGACCGGCUCCAUGGUUGAAAUGAUGCCAGGGGCGGCCGAGCUGCUCGCGCGCCGCGCCGCGCCGCCGGGCGCGUGGCGGCGGUGCGAGGGCGUGAGGGAGCUGGCGGCGGCGCUCGAGAGCGUGCGGCGGCGCCAGCGGCGCUGGUGGCGCGCGCACGGCGCGGGCAAGAGUGCCGCGGCCGGCGACGGCGACGGCGGCGACGCCCCCUUACCAGAUUGGCUGCCCUGGGUGUAUGACGUGUUUGGCGCCCGCAGCAGCGACUGCAAAGAGAUCUUCGAUGGAAGCUGGGCAGGCGCCGAGGUUUGGCUGCUGCCGGCAGGCGCGGCUGACGCGCCCCGGGCCGGCGAGGACAACGGCGAGUGGGACGCGGUCGUGCUGUUGGCGCCGUCCAAGCUCUUCCGCCGCCAGGCGAUGGGGGCCGUCGUCGCCAGGCCCGACCUCAUCGCACCCUGCGUCGCGCGCGCGGCCGAGGGGAGCCCGCACUUCGUCUGCUUCAUCGACCAGGGGGCGCGCUACUGGGGCGCGCCGGCGGAGGGCGCAGACACAACCGCGUGGCCCGAGCUGUAUCGGCAUGUGGCGGCGCCCCUAUUCUGUUACUAUGUUUUGAACAAACCCGCCUCAGAGAUAGCUGUUCCAGUGAGCGCUUUGUCCUCCCAUCUGUGA